Molecule: messenger RNA, 2198 nt
Organism: Culex quinquefasciatus (southern house mosquito)
Lineage: Eukaryota; Metazoa; Arthropoda; Insecta; Diptera; Culicidae
Gene: Nup75
Product: nuclear pore complex protein Nup75
Exons: 3
Coding region: 40-2133 (697 amino acids)
Biological process (GO): positive regulation of DNA-templated transcription; protein import into nucleus; mRNA export from nucleus
Cellular component (GO): nuclear pore outer ring
Molecular function (GO): structural constituent of nuclear pore
Source: RefSeq, a predicted model, not a curated record
GAAGAUUUUGUGCGGUCAUUCUUUGGAAAUUUAUCAAAGAUGUCUUCGAAGGAAAGCUGCCCGGUUGUGAACAUUCCGUGCAACCUUGGCAAACGGCACGGCAUCACGGCCGCCUGGUUCACCGAGGACAAGAUCUCCGUGACGGCGUACAGCAACCAGCUGCUGCAGUCGGUGAACAACCGGCCUCCGGUGAACGCGCCGGUUAAGGUAACGCACCUGGCGCCGACCUUCAUCCUAGACGAACCGAUCCUGCGGAGUUUGGUGUCGGAGUGCUCGAACGUGUUCCUGAACCUGCAGGUCGUCAAGAGCAGCUCGCCGGCGGCCUCGAUUGACUAUUUGAAGAUAUCGCGGACGUAUCGGAGUGCGAUUCGGGCUUGUUUGGAGAAGUUGGAGGAUUUGAUUACGAACACGAAGCCGCGGGACUUGGAGCAGUACCAGAACUAUGUGACGAUCUUUUACUCGGUGGAGUACAUUUGGCAUUUGGUGGAGAUAUUGAUCGUUGAUUCGAACUCGGCCACGGCUGUGGUGCCGAAUUUGCUGGAGUGGGUGCAGUAUCACUUUCCGACGGCGAACCGGAUGGCGACGGAGCUGCUGCAGCAGGGUCGGGAUGUGGACUCGAACGAGGAGUACUGGGGCGUGGUCAAGGGGUUGAUCAUUCAGGGGCAGAUUCAGGUGGCGAGGGCACUGCUGAGGCUGCACACCAAGUCGGAGAUGGUUUGCUUCGAGGUGGCCGAGCAGAUUCUGCAGACGAUGCCGAUUUACAGCGCUUACGGAGGGCUGUCGGUGCCGAAGUUCAAGUCCCAGUGGCAGUACUGGUCGGCAAACGCGCGGUCGAAGAUUGACGCGGGGAUUCUGGCGGCGGAGCCUGACUUGGAGGAGAUUGUGAAGCUGGUUGUUGGCGAUCGUCAAACGUGGACGGAACAGUGCCGGUAUGCGACCAGUUGGUUCGAGUACUUUCCUGGCUAUUUGUUCUAUACGGAGUCCACUUGCAAGUACUACGAGCUGGGGACGUUUGCCAACACCUGGCUCUCGCAGUGCAUCAGUACCGGCGGAAUGAACGCGACUUAUAAAUAUCUGGACAAAAUUAUCCUUUCCGUCAUGGAGAACAAUCUGCCCCAAGUGCUGCACAACAUUCAGAACAUCUGCGACAACAAGUGGUUCCUGACUCACCUGGUGGACCUGCUCUACCAUUGUGGCCAGCUUACCCUGUCCACCGGAGGCACCGAAGACCAGGACGCGGAGAAGCUCUUCCGCGAAUCGCUGCUCUACGAUUUCGGCACCCUGCUCAUGUCUCGCAACGCGUCUCUUUGGGAAGUCGGCCUGGACUAUCUUGAGUUCUCGAGUACGGAAGGCCUCGGAGCCCGCGAAGCCCUCCUGGCCCGCAUCCCCAUCCGUAACGAGAAGCAAGCCCUCAAACUGAUCAGCGCCGCCAAGAAGAACAACUUCCCAGCCGUCGAGAGCGAAAUCUGCAAAGUGUUGGUCAAGCGGAACCUCGCCAACCGCCUGUACGGCAACGCCCUGGAAUGGGCCAUUCGGUCGCGAGACAGCUUCUACGUGACGGCCGUCGCCAACAUCUUCCUCGAGCACUACUGCAACACCGGCGAGAUCAUGUGCGAGGAUGUGAUCGCGAACGUGGGCGCGAAAAUGUUCUGCUCGCCGCGGCUCAUCUUCCUGGUCAAGUACUACGACUUCCGUCAGUUCUACCGCGAGCGAUCGUUUGCGCAAGCAGCGGAGCUGCUCAUCAAUCUGCUCGAUUCCAAAAUCACCCCAAGCUACUUCUGGCCAUCGCUUCUCGCGGACACCAUCCCCCUCCUCGAGUUCAAAGAACCGGUCAUCCCGACCAAGGAAACGUACACCAUCCUGCACCACCUGGAGUGGGACCUGGUGCCGAUGAUUGAGAAGCGCAAGGAGCAACUCAAGGGAGCUAAAACGGCGGCCCAGCAGCAGCAAGGACAGUCGCAGUCUCAGCAGAUGGACACGGAUGAAGGGGAUGAUAACAACCAGACGUUGAAUGCAAAGUUUGCGCCCAACUUGCUCAACAACUGCACGGAUGAUUUGGUGAAGUUGCUGCGGUUGGCGUGUACGCGCAAUUUGGCGCGGGCGUUUAUUAUUGAGAAUACUGUUGCGGAUUAAGGGGGAGUGUUCAUUUUGAUAAUUUUCUUGAAAGUAAUAAAUGUCGUUGUAAGAAUUAAGUGUGA